Molecule: messenger RNA, 1046 nt
Organism: Glossina fuscipes
Lineage: Eukaryota; Metazoa; Arthropoda; Insecta; Diptera; Glossinidae
Product: outer dense fiber protein 3-like protein 2
Exons: 5
Coding region: 345-1031 (228 amino acids)
Source: RefSeq, a predicted model, not a curated record
CGCUGGUCGUAUUUAUUGAAAGCGAUAUAAUUGAUGAUUAGUUCUUAUCAACGGAAACUUACUUCUAUUGAUUUGCGUGGUAAUUGAAAAGGUCUUGAAAAAGCAAUUGAAUAAUUUCUAUGGAGAGCUGCUUUUCUCACUCCACAUCAUAGACAAUAAAAACAAUGCAUAAUCGAAUUCUAUUUGAUUGAAAUAAAUAUUAAAGACUUUGUUCUUUUUUAAUCAAACAUUUGAAACAAAUUUUUCAAAAUCAAAAUUCUCCGAAUGUCUGUGGCCUUUAAUUUUUGACGAAAAAUUUCAUCUAAAUUCUAAAUUCUCUUUAAAAUCUAAUUCUGCAAUAAAAAAUGGCAAAAGAGACACCAGGUCCCGCUAGUUUGUAUGGUUUACCGCCAACGGUAGGCUAUGAAAAUCAUGAUGUGCGCAAGCAACGUUUACCUAAAUAUUCAUUUGGUGUUAAAACGGAUCAAAAAAUUCUUGAUGUGGGACCUGGACCUGCCAGAUACAAUGUGGAGAAACUAGUUCGUUAUGGUGUUAGCAGAGCAAAUCAUUUUACAAUAGCGCCAAAAACUAAGAUAAUCGACAAAGUGAAAAGUCCAGGGCCGCAAGCUUACGCAGUUCACAAAUUUCCCAUAUUCAAAGGAUCGAGGGCACCGGCUUAUUCAAUGGGUAAAGUGAAUACAUUUGAAUUUAAAAAAUGUGCUCCUGGACCAAACAAGUAUGGCAUUAAAGAUAACUUUAUACGACAAAGAGCUCCGGCUUACACACUAGGUGUCAAAAAAUAUUUACCUGAAUUAGUGCGUUCGCCUGGCCCGGCUGGUUAUCCGGCUGCUAGCUUAAAUAAAGUGAAACCUCAAAGUCCCAAAUAUACUUUAACACCAAAUAACAAAUUCAUCCGCAAAUUGUACGGGCCGGGUUCGAAUUAUUACAACCGGAUGAAUUAUAAACCCGGAAAACGAGCGCCUAUAUAUUCAUUUGGUAUACGUCAUCAUUCCAAAACCCGUCCUAUGAUCGUUCCAUGUGAUAAUAUCUGAUUGCAGCAAUUUAGU